GCGUAACGGCACACCGUUACACAAACGAUACUCGACGUCUUACCAAAUUCACGUCCAGUUCCGUGACGUUACCUUACCACUCCUCCGCCAAAUAUGUCUAUCUAGUCGGCCUCUCACUCCGACAUCACAAACGCCCUUGCUUGGCCAGCGUCUUCUCAAGUUCCACCCGCAGCACUACAAACAUACCACGGCAAGACUCCGUCAACACCUCCGAAUUAACCCACGAUGUCGGAGGCUCGAAACACGGGGGAGAGCCUUCGGGAAAAGGAAGCCCGCUUACAGCAAGAGCUAGAAGAGUUAGAGACAGCAGUCAGGAUCAGAGACCUCGAACGUCGGAUUGAAGAAGGUCGAGUUCGGCUCGCCGCAGAGCCGGCCCCGGGAGACUCUCCAACUCGCAGUCAUAAAGCAAAACCUUCUACGCAUACGCCCCUUGCCGGCGCAAGCCCGGCCGACCGUGUCAGGAACCAGGAACCCGACGUGGAAUCACAUCCCCGGACGGCUCAACAAGCACAACGCAACCAGGAGGCUCUCCCGGCUCCAGUCCAUUCGGAUGCCGGCCUGGGUGUCUCGCCAGCUCGCGAUUGCGAUGUCCAAGCUUCCGCCAGCAUGGACUCUUCUCCUAACCUGGCCAUAAAGGUGGCCCCUUCUCCCGGACCCCAUAACGUGAUUCAACCGAGUUCCACUCCUUCGGCAGAUCCGCCCGCCGAUGACAGCGCUGAGCUGUUGUUCUAUGACAUGGACCUAGAACAACUGUACGAAUUCGCAAGCACUUUGGAAGAAAAUUCAGAGAACGAUACUGCGCAAGCCAAGCUGCUCAGCAGCGUCUACUACAUCAUAUUCUCUCGGACUGGCGCAGUGGACGACAUUCAGAAAGCAGUCGAUAGAGCCGAGGAAGCGAUGGAGGCUACGCGCAUCGAUGAUCCCGGCUACGUGUCCUGCCUGAGGAAUCUUGUUGUGAUGUUGAUGAAGAAACACGCGCAUACAAGCUCGCUGGAGCAUCUUGACCGAGCUAUCCUCCUCGGCGACGUUAUGAUGACUAUCACACCUUCCAUGCACCCCGAAUGGACACACAGGUUGAAGGGUCUAGUCGAGAUGAGAUAUAAAAAGGCCCUGCAGACACGUUUAAGUGAGGACGUCAACGAAGCGAUAGCCUUUGCCACGGAGGCAGCGGGUAUGGUGCAAGAGGCUAGCGUUGACCGGGCCGAUCAUUAUCUGGAGAGGUUCAGACGGGAAAGGCGACGAGGCCGUGGCAGCGACACCUCACGAUCACCCAGCUAG
Messenger RNA from Lasiosphaeria miniovina, 1278 nucleotides. RefSeq lists its product as uncharacterized. Lineage: Eukaryota; Fungi; Ascomycota; Sordariomycetes; Sordariales; Lasiosphaeriaceae. The transcript has 4 exons. The record is from RefSeq and is a predicted model, not a curated record. Bases 226 to 1278 code for a protein of 350 amino acids.